AGCAAACGUGGUGCUCAUAGAACCCGAACUUCAAAUUCAGUCUUUUAAUCCAUAUCUGCCACAGCAACUACUUAAUCAUCGUUAAUAAUGGCUGACCAAAAGAAUCUGCUGUUGCUCUUCGAUCGUCCUAUCGAACCCAUUUUCGUGCAGAAGGGACAAGCUGCAGUGUUCGAUGUGCCCGACAAUUUCCUCACGGAUCGCUAUCGUCCCAUCAGCAAUGAGGUUCAAAGUCGUUUCGCUGAAAAGGUAGAGCAACGUAUUCCCGUUCGAGCUAUAACUAUUCCGGAUCUGCGUGUACCUAUGUCACUACCCCGAGAUGCACAAUUUUCUCUUUUCAUUCCGGCUCAUCGUCGUAUGGCUGGCCACCUGAUUGACAUUUUCAUGGGUGCGUCCUCCAUUGACGAUCUUCAGAGUGUUGCUGUGUAUGCUCGCGAUCGUUUGAAUCCGUAUUUGUUCAAUUAUGCACUGUCAGUGACGCUUCUACAUCGUAAGGACACCAGAGGGCUGAACAUUCCGCCCCUUGUACAGAACUUCCCCGACAAGUUCGUAGACUCCCGUAUUUUCCGUCAGGUUCGAGAAGAAGUCUUCGUUGUUCCUGAUGGGUCACGUAGGCCAAUUAUUAUUCCAAGCGAUUACACUGCUUCCGACUUAGAUCCCGAACAUCGGCUUUGGUAUUUCCGUGAAGAUAUUGGCGUUAACCUCCACCAUUGGCAUUGGCAUUUGGUGUAUCCCUUUGAAGCCGGCGAUCGUGCCAUUGUGAACAAAGAUCGUCGUGGUGAACUCUUCUACUAUAUGCAUGAACAAAUAUUGGCUCGGUAUAACUUGGAACGCUUCAGCAAUAAUCUGGCUCGAGUUUUGCGUUUCAACAACUUGCGCGAUCCCAUAGAGGAAGCGUAUUUCCCCAAAAUGGACUCAUUGGUGGCUAGUCGCUCUUGGCCACCACGAUUUAAAGAUACAAAAUUGUCAGACCUAAACCGACCAUUGGAUCAAAUUCAAAUGGAUGUAAGUGACUUGGAGCGCUGGAGCGAUCGUAUACUUAAUGCUAUAGCGAAAGGCUUUGUCACUGAUAAAAGUGGCAAUCAGGUACCACUGGACGAAGUUCGUGGUAUUGAUAUUUUGGGCAACCUGAUUGAAUCAUCUAUUCUUUCUCCAAACCGGGCCACGUAUGGUGAUUUACACAAUAUGGGCCACGUGUUCAUUUCAUAUUCUCACGAUCCCGAUCAUCGUCAUUUGGAGUCCUUUGGCGUAAUGGGGGAUUCCACCACUGCCAUGCGAGAUCCCGUUUUCUACAGAUGGCACGCAUACAUCGACAGUAUCUUCCAGGAACACAAAACUCGUCUCACGCCAUACACUCUACCAGAGCUAAACUACCCGGGUGUGUCUGUCACUCGUGUACAAGUACUUUCUAGUGGAAGUCGAUCUAAUGUUCUUAAAACAUAUUGGAAACAAUCAAUUGUUGACCUAUCAGGUGGAUUGGACUUUGUGCGACGUGGCGAUGUGUUUGCUCGCUUCACUCAUCUUCAACAUACUCCAUUCACCUACACAAUCAACAUCAAUAACGAAGGUGAAGCUCAUCGUCACGGUACAGUGCGAAUCUUUUUGGGACCGAAAAGAGAUGAGACCCAUAAGGAAAUGCUUUUCAAAGAUCAACGUUUGCUGAUGGUAGAAUUAGACAACUUUGAUGUCUUUCUAAGGCCUGGCCAAAAUACCAUUCGACGCCGAUGCUCUGAGUCCAGUGUUAUCAUUCCCUUCAAGCAAACCUUCCGCAAUUUAAACAAAUUCCGACCGGGAGAAGGUAUCGCUGAUAAGUUAGAAUUCUGUGGUUGUGGAUGGCCUGAGCAUAUGCUCAUCCCGAAAGGUUUGCCCGAAGGUCUUUGCUGCGAAUUGUUUGUUAUGGUAUCCAGUUAUGAUCACGAUAAGAUCAAGCGGUGGUCUUCGUGCAAAGAUGCGCCAUCUUACUGUGGCCUGCGUGAUAGUCUCUAUCCAGACCGUCGUGCUAUGGGGUAUCCAUUUGACCGCCUCGCUCGCUCUGGUGUUGAAAACCUAGCCCAAUUCCUGACUCCGAAUAUGAAGGUCGUAGAUGUGGAAGUGCGUCACGAAGAGCGCACUGAACAACUCGAUUACGAGAACUAAUUUGCUUUAACGACUGUGGACUAAUGAAACAUAUUUACGUAUGUAUGCUUGUAUGUAUGUCUAUGUGUACAAUAAUUAAUUUCAAAAUAUUCUGUACACUUUCUUGUAUAUGGAUGUGUUAAUCUAUAAAAGAAAUAAAACAAAAU
This is a messenger RNA of Anastrepha obliqua, 2279 nucleotides long. RefSeq names its product phenoloxidase 2-like. Gene Ontology annotation, molecular function: oxidoreductase activity. The transcript has 4 exons. The record is from RefSeq and is a predicted model, not a curated record. The coding region runs from base 88 to 2133 and encodes 681 amino acids. NCBI's taxonomy places the organism in Eukaryota, Metazoa, Arthropoda, Insecta, Diptera, Tephritidae.